CUGCCAUCGUAAAGCUCGCCCAUACCAGUUCCGUGUACGCUCAUCUGAAUAAUACUGCAUUCAGACUAUCCACUACGUCCCCCGCCUGCAUUACGGCGCCUGACCGCGCGAAAAACAGAUUUUAUUUGUCGCGGCUUUGACGUGCUUCCCUGACAGCUGUGCUCACAAGUUGUCGAGUGUUUGCGGUUGCUUCGUGGACUGCAGUGCGCGCCCAUGCUGCAUCUACACGUACUGUUUGAGCACGUUGAGCAAACCCCGGCAAGAUGUGACACAGCCGAGCGUCUGCUUUAAGCAUGGAAGACAUAUUCUACAAACUUGUAAAGGAAGCUUCACAUCAGAAGCACCCUGCUUUGCGUCAAGCAUGCCAGGAAGCUCAAGAGGCCUUGGCAAACAAGCACGCUUUGUUAAGGAAUCCGCCAUAUGAAGUCAGGCAAAAAUGCUUUGACGCUUUGCAACUGGCGCUGGAAUCCAAAGAAAAGAAGCUUGUUUCCCUGUCCUUUAGUGGCUUACAGCAACUGCUUCGAGAGCAGCUCUUCAAUCCAAACCUGGAAUGUGAUGACGAACAGCUUUGGCUGCCGUCUCAACUGAUGAGAGCCAUCUCAUCUCUGGCCUCUCACACAGAGGAAGCACAAGUCGAAGGCUUGAAAGUCAUCCUACAGUGCUGCUGCCUUCAGAAUUGGUGCCUCUCGCAAAAUGCAGUCUUCUCGAUUGUCACACUGUGCCUGGACAUCUACAACCACGGCUCUGCUGGAACCAAGUCUGCCGCUGUGGCUUCGGCCAGCCAGAGCGUGCAGGGCUACGUCUCCUUCCUCUUUGAGUCUGCCGCAGAUGAUGCAGCAGACGAGGAGGAGAGGAAAAGUGUGGACGAAGGAUGCGAUCCCUAUAAUGAAGGCCAUAUUUCUCCAUUUGAUGAAGUCGUGCCUCUGUUCCUUUUCCUCUGUGAAAAGCUGAAAGAAGACAAACGGAAUGGUGCCAGCUCAACAGCUCCACUGCUACUGCACUGUAUUCAGACAGGUCUGAGCUCUCUGAGAGGACAAGCCAGGAAAAGUCAGCCUUUUCUAGACUUUGUUUGGCAGCAGCUGUGCCCAAGGCUAGUGGGUUGCCUUGGUUCACCACUGAAGGACAAGAAUGUAGUGUCGGCACAGCGCUUUGAAAAAGGUGAAAUGGGCAGGGGAUCAGGCUGCCUCAGUACCGCACCCUCAUACCACGCCGAAGAGGCAAGGCUUGUCUAUGGCAUUGCCCUGGAGUUGGUGACCAUCGUGGGUGAGGUUGGAACCUUGCGACCUGUUUUGGGAUCUUUGUUUCACAGGAUGUUGCUUUACCCUUUGCCCCAGCACUGUCUCGAGCCACUCAAGUUUGUCAAGCAGAUGCUGAAGAACCCAGAGCAGUUGCUGCAGUUUGCUGGACCUCCUUUGUGGGAAGACACCAAAAACCCACGGUUGAGCAGCCUAGACUUGCUGAAAAUCGUUGUUGAUGGGCUUGGAGAGUGCUGCCACAGCAAUGAACCCAGUGUCUGCUACAUCAGCGUUGAAUGUGUGGUGGCACUACUGUCGAGUUUGGAAACCCUGGUUUCGGGCUCCAAAAUUUCGGACCAGAUGGCAGAUCGUCUGAACUCCACCUUCCCGACAUUGCAGAGUUCAGAUUAUGUCGGUGCAUCAUUCUUGUACGAAAAGUCAGCUCGAGGUGGCAUUCGAAAUGGUUGGCAACAGACGCACAUCAAAAGUGGGGAAACUGAAACUGCACCUGUGGUUGAAGAAGCCCAAAUUUUGCACCAGACAAACAUUAGCCAAAGCUCUGAUGUCCACUUGGAAGAUAUCCAGGGUUCACCGAAGCACUCGCUCGUGGAAGAAGCUCUUGAAGCGUCAGAAGCAUUUGAUGUUGAGGCUCUUGAGCAGCUGCCCGUUGAGUGCGAAGGUAUCGAUGAAACGAAAGAAGAGCAUCUCGAUCCUGGGACUUGUCUACCAGAAAGAGAAGAGGGAGAUGCUAGGAAGCAUGUGGCAGUCACUCCGGAAGAGAGUAGUUUGGCAGAUGAGGAGCUUCAAAGUGGCAGCUUUAUAGAAUACAGCCAAGGUGAUGAAGUGUCAGAGUUUGCAGAUGAAAGCCUUUAUGACACUGACUUGGCUGAGAAGCCAUUGGAAGAAGAAACGGACAUCUCAGCUGAAGCAAGAACUUCUGCAAUGGAGAGAGCAGCAAAGACCUUGAUGAAAGAUGCAAACGAAAGCGAGCGAGACCGGCUGGAGAAGUUCUUCGAAUCUAACAACGAGUUUGCGGAGCGAGAGCGCAAUACAGCCAGGGACUUUGUCACUCACUUGGCCUCCUUUCUGCCGCGACUUCUGCACAUUCUCAGCUCCAUUGAGGCUGACCAGGAGCUGCAGCAGUUUGCCAGUGACUACGCAGAAGCCCUCUGGCAACAACAGCAGCAACAACACACUGGCGCUGAACUCGAGAGCGCGCCACAGCAUAUCACAAUUGUUAAUGCUGAUGGCAUCUACCUGGCAACCUACUCUGCCCUCCUGUUGGACCUAAAGCUCAUUCACAGUGGAUACCGCAAGAAGCUCACCGGGGAAGUGCCAUUGACAGAGGAAAAGUUUGUGGACGAGGUGCACGGAAGUGGCGUGCUGGUGUAUCUCUCAGCAACGUGGCUGUCAGAGCUGUAUCAGCAAGUGCUUGCUAGAAGCUUGCUGUGUGAAGCUGGAUAUGAACCUGAUUCUAAGACAAACCUUGCACUCAUCAACUUGCUCACAGAUGUAGAUGGCCUGGGAAGUGAUCAGUUAGGUUCGCGUCAACUCUCAGAUUAUCGAAGACUUGAGAGGGCUGCCACCAAUGUGGUGUUUACACCUCACAUGCUGGCUGGCAUGAAGUUUGCCCGCCACGUGCUGACUGCGUGCUGGGACACUAUGCUGGAAGUUCUGUCGGUGCUCCUUAAUGGCACCAACUCCUGUGGCAUUGCAAGCUCUUUGGGCCUCUUGUUGGGCACGGAUGGUGCCAAGGAAGACCAUCGAAAAGCCCGGGAAGCUGUGGCCAACUGCCUUGAUGGGCUGCAGUGUGCUGCCAAGCUCUGCAACGUCCUUGGCCUGCAGACGAAAUGUGGGGCCAUCUUUGCCCAGCUGGCUGCGGCAUCAUGUCCAGCUUUGGACACCAGUGGGGCUGUGGCAGGCCACUCACGUAGGCAGGCUUCCAAGAGGGACCGUCUCCGCAAGUCGAUGCUGUCUAGCCGCAGCAAGUCGGUGCGACUGCAUGCAUCGCAUGUUCUCAGUAUGGACGUCCUGCUCAGCCGGGGCCUUGAACUGGGAAGCCACAGUGCUGUGUGCUGGAAGCAUGUGUUCAGGUGCUGCAGCUACAUAUUGGAGCUGGAACAGAGCUGCUUCCAGGUUAAGCCUACCUCUUCAUCACCUUCGGGGUCUUCUCACCUGAAGCUGCAGCUCUCCUCCUUCUCGUGGGGUGAAAAGGUCCAACAGGCACUGAGCCCAAAGCCUCAGCCGUCCUCUGACUGUCUCCUGCUUCAGCCACCAUCUGAGCAGUUUGAGGAGGAAAUGGCAGUGGAGGCCCUGUCAAUGCCUGGUGUUGGUCAUGCGGGUAGCGCCAAUGUCGGGGACCUCGUGAAGAAUGCCACCCAAGCCACUGGCUCCUCCAUCCUCAUGGGCAAGCAGCUACAACCAUUAAUAGAAGCACUCUCGCAGCUGGUCGACAGGCUUUUUGAUGAGGCAGCUGGCAAGCUAAACCUGUGUGCUUUGGUCGACUUCCUUUCGGAGCUCUGUGCUGCCAGCCGGAACCAGCUGUUCAACCGUGGCACCCCGCUCACCGCUCGACACCCCGUACUGCUGCUGAACAGGCUGAGCGAGGUUAUGCUUCGAUGUUCCCGUGGCGGUCGACCACUAGUGCACAUCAUGAAGGCUUGGAGUGUCGUGGCUCCUCACUUUGUUGAAGUGGCUUGUCACAAGGACCAUGUGAUUGCCAAGAGGGCAGUGGCUUCAAUCCACGACAUUGUGGGCGCCCUGUUGUCGACACACAUUGAUCUCCCUCACUUCCACUUCAAUGAGGCGUUGUUCAAGCCCUUUGAGAACAUCCUCUGCCUGGAGCUUUGUGACGUUGACAUUCAGGAACAGAUUGUGAGUUGCAUCUGUGAGUUUGUCGAAGGAUCAACUGCAGAGAUUCGCUCUGGUUGGCGGCCACUGUUUGGUGCCCUGCGUGCUGUGCGUAUGCCAUGUGCUGUAGCAGGACCCCACAGUCAACAUGGCAGCUCCACCUGUAGCACCAUAUCGGAAAGAGAACAGCUGGAAAGAACUCAUCACCUGCGAGUAGUUCUUGACGUGUUUGAUGCCUUCCUUGGCACGGACAAUCCAAGUGUCUUUGCCAAUGCUGCUGUGGACUGCCUCCUCUGUCUUCUGAAGCAUGUCCGAGGACCAGCUGAGUUGCAAGACCAGGCUGACCCUGAAGCAUGCCUUGCUCAAGACGUGGAGGUGAUCCCACUCAACCUGUGCCAAGCUGCCCUGCGCUACCUGGAGAGGUGUGCCCAGAUGCUCUCCUCCAUGUACCUGAUGCCAGCAUGUCCUGUCUUCCAUUCGGCUCGCAGGAUCAAAUUCAACUCUGAGCCCAACUGUGUAGACCCAGUCUUGCCCAACAUGGAGCUCAUUCUGUUCAAGGAGCCGGAUUCCGUGUCUCAGCACUCUGAUAACGAAAAUGCAAAUGAGGAGGAGGCCAGCAAGGUGUGGUACAUUCAGAAUGAAAUAGCUGAAGAACCAGUACCGGCCUCUGUUGACCAGACUGUGAGCCUGGCAGAGCUUGAUCGGCCAACAGGAGUGCUGCACGUCUGGUUUCUGCUGCUGGAGGGUCUGGCUGGGGCAGUGGCCACAUGUCCUCGCCGCUACCAACCGCACACAAUUGAUACGCUCUUUCAGAUGCUCCGAGGACUUCGAGAGGUUCCUGGGCCAGAAUUUGGUGUGUAUGCCGUGAAUCACUUGCUGCUUCCAAUGCUUCAAGGAUGGUUGCGUCGAGCUUCAAAGACAUACCGGGGUUGGGAUGGCUUUGCCAACAACUUCAAACAGUGCUGUGGCCUGGCUACAGAGCUGGUGGUGGAAUACCUGGGGGAGCUGUCAGCAUCUGGUGCUCUUACCCAAGUCCGAGGUCUCAUGCUUAUGGUUCAUCAGCUGUUCCUGGUAUUAGCUGAGUGCAUCGCUCAACCAGUGGAGGUUGUGUCAAGACUCGGAUGUGCCUGCAUCCGGCAUCUGUUGGUGAGCGGCGGCCCUUCGUUGUCUCCCGACCUCUGGCGCGUGGCGGCAUCCAGCGUGUGGCGGGCAACGCGGGCCACUCUGCUCUCGGCCCAGCAGCUGAUGGUGUGUUUCCACGCCGGUUCGGAGAACUUCUACGGCGACGUGGGGCAGGCCAAGGUGGCCGUCCGCAGAGACUGCACCCGCCAGGAGGCCGACCGCCUCAGGCAGCUCUGCCGACAGGUGUUCCUUCUGGACGCCCAGCGCGCCACCAUGAACGCUCCUUCGUGCCGGGCAGAGUCGGCGCCCACAGCGGUCGACCAGGAGUGCUCCUUCAUAUUCCUUCUACACCCGCCUGACAAGGACCGCGUGCCGGCGACGGCAGCACACCCCGGCAGCUACGUCGUCCGGGUUCCGUUCCAGCAGCUGGUGGUGGGGCUUCUGUCUCACCAGAUUCUGCUGCAGACGCUGGCCACGCUGCUGCUCGAAAGCACGCGAUUCCGGCUACCCGCGCUCGCCAGCGUGCUCGCUUGCCCAGCCUCUCCUGCCCGCAGCAAGGAACAGCCCGGGCAGUACCGCCUUGCCGGUCAGCUGGAAGUCAUACCAUUGGAACAGCUUCGCAGCCUCCUGUCCGUGCUCGAGGAAUCUUACAGUACGGCCACCGACUUCGACGAGAGGCCGGGCCUCAAGUUCCUGGUGCAGAAAGUCGCUCGCUGCGAAGUGGCCGCCAACCUAUUCAAGCAGGCGGCCAUCAGCUGGGCCAUCCAGGCCGUGGUCCUGCUCGAGCUGUGCUUGGGCCGACCCGACGCUCAGCCGCUCACGAUGGACGCGGUGAAUCGGCUCGUGGCGUCCGGGGGGUCACCCGAAAGCGCCGGCGACGGAGAACGUGAUGGAGAAGAAGGCUCCGACGACGACGGCCGAGGCGAUGUCAGUGAAGACGAGGACAGCGAAGGUGACGAAGAGCGUGAGCGAAGAGUGUGCGCGAGAGGUCCUCGGCAAGUUGAAGACGAAGUCGAAGACUCGAAAGUAGAGGGCAAAAAAGCCGAAGAGAAGAACAACGUUGUCGGGAACGAAGAAGAAGCGCCGAAAUGUGAGAAAGCCACGAAGGAUGGCGGUGCUGUUUGUGCUGUUGAGGAGGAGAGCGAGGGAAAAGCAGACCAGGACGAGACAGUCCCGGACGAACCUGUCCGGGACGCAGCUGCAGGCGAAGGUGUAAUUCAAGGUGAGAGCGCCAAGGAUGACUUAGACCAGAUUGUCGACAGCCACGGCGAAAGAGGCGGGAGCAUCGAGCACGGAAAGAAAGAAGAGAGCGUGGCGAACUUGAGAAAGUGCGGGGCACGAUCUCAUCCGGCCAGAAAAGGUGGCGGCGUGUCGUCGUCAUCGUCCGAAGUAGGAGCACUCGAAGACAGGGAAAACAGAGGGAAAGCACCGAUCGACUCCUUCGAUGAGGAUAAGUGCCAGUGGAGAAAGAGGAGGCGACGACGGUUGCGCAGAGAGAAGCGCAUUUCCGAGUCCCUGAGCAUCAGGAGAGCAAGGAAGAGUAUUAAUGAAGCUAGCGGCGAGGAGUGGAAUCCGUACCGGCGGCUGCGGUCCCUUUUUGCCGAGCUUUGCGCGCAUUAUGCGCGGGUAGCUUCUCCCGAGGCCAAGGAAGGCGCCAUCUUGGACCGCGUGAGUGACCAGCCCAUCUUCUUCCUCAUGGCGCAACCGGAUACCCUCCCGGAAAUCUUGCCGGACAGACGAAUGUCGCGGGCAGAGAGUGCUGGCUCUGCUGCGGGGUCUGAGCCAGCAUCUCACCACCCGAUUCCACUACUGGCGACUGACUCGUCGACAGACUCUUCCGAGCCCGAGAUGGCGGCAGCGUCCGAGUCGGCGCUGCAGCCUGACCGCGUCUACUCGAUUGUCACCGAGCGCGCUAUCCAGUCCAUGGUGUCCGAGUACAAGCGGCGCAAAACUAGGCACUCGAUGCCGGCCCCCGUGCCCACGGCACCGCCAUCAACAGCAGCGGGAACUCUCCGCCACCAGAGGUCGUCAGUAAGCAGCGUCAUUAGCAAGAGGUCCUCCCUGUCCAAGGGCGCGUCGAUGGGCUCCGAAGAAGGCGCAGCGCUAGCCGACAGCGGCGGCACUUCGCCUCCCCCACUGCCUACAGAGGUGGAAAACCAGCGCAGAAGCUCCAUACUCAAGGACACAGAAGCCCACAUACAAGUCUGGUCCCAACUUGCUCAGUCUGUUCUUGAACUUCACCUUUCUCUUUGUGAGGCUGAGUUCUUGGCCCUAGUUCCUGUAUUCUAUGCAGGUGUUGAAGUGCUAAUCAAUUGUGGGCCUGCAGAGCCUGAGUUGAGGGCACUGACUGCUGACUGGCUGCAUCGCGUGGCUCUCAGCUUAGGCUUCAGUGGCAGCCUGGCAUCUUCCAGCAGCUUGCAGCGACGCAUCUAAAUCGUUGGAAACGAGCUUUGUAUGUUGGUGUUCUCUAUGAAUUGACCUAAAUGUCAAGCCCAGCUUUAUUGUUGCUGAAUUUUAUCCGCUGGCACUACAACUUCUGAAUAAGCUUCUAGUGAUCAUUCAUUUUUUUUUAAUUUCUGCCAACAUUGCUGCCUAUAGCUCACCUUGUGGGACCAUUUUGGCCUGCUUGUUCCUAAUUAGUUCUGCAGUAUUGUAACAAGACACCAGUAUGAAGCAUUGCUAUCUUUUUAUUUGGUUUAAGGUGACAGAUGCUUGCACAAUAUUACGCCUGAGCUCACUUUGGCCUCAAUAUGCUUGUCCUGCAGUUGAUCCUAGAAGCAGCUUGACUUAGUUCACUUUACAACACACAUAUACAAAUUAAGUUCCACUGUAUUUUAGAGGAAGAUCACAGGAGCUCCAUUCACACAACACAUUUUGGUUGUGCAGUAAACAGCGCUUUUAUCACGAGGCAUGCAUGGCAAUGUUUUUGAAGCUGGAGCAAACUGUAUCUGGUUUGACCAUAUAUUUGUUUGUACUGCAUGUAACAAGAUUACAUAAAGAAUGUUGAUCAUCCCAUGUUUGAUGGCAUCACAGAGAACAACAAUAGGCACAUGUAUACAGAAUAUGAGUGUUGCAGCCCAGAAGACUGUUCAUAUACAUGAGCUGGCUCUGUUGUUCUAUGUCUACUAGCUUUCAGUCACCUUUUCCUGUGAUUCUUAUUUUUAUUUACUUUUUUGUUUGGUUUCCUGUCAGUGCUAGAAUAGUCUGCCUUAUCAGGUUGAAUGUUCACUUAUCCUCUCUUUCUCCUCUGACUUUGCUUUGUAGCACUAUUUGUUGCAGUACUCACCCCCAAGAAACUAGUUUCUUUACCUUAAAAGACUUUCAUGUAACUCUUCAACAUCUGCUGACCCAAGAGAUACCUUUAUACAAAAGUCAAGUGCCGUUCAGACUGCACCAGAGCUGGGCAUAUCGUUUCAUCUGCUUACACUGUGCCUAGUUAGGGUGCAUAAUUAUUUGACGUUAAAAGUGUCACCAGAACCCAGUCGAGAGUUUGAGAUAGUGUGCUCUCACAUCAGUUAAUGCAGUACCAUGCGUAAACAAGCAUAUUCAGAGUUCUCUGUAGAAUCUGUGCAUUUAAUUCUACUUUAAAUGACAUGUCUGUGUAAAAAAUAUUGAAUGGGUUAAAUAGUAUACCUUUUAGCCUAUCUAAAUUCAAAAGAAAGGUGAUAACUGAAACUGUGCUGGCAUAAAUUUCAUCAUUGGCAUACGGCAAACCUCUCAGCAUUUCCAUUUACCUUCUGGAAAGCAAUUCAUUAGGGGUCAUUUAAUGCAAUGGCGAUGAGACUAUCCUUAACUGUAUGUACAAAUUCAGUACGAAUUGCAAACCAUUUCUGACAACAAGUUCAUAUCCUAGUGCCUCGCAAUCGUUUGACUUCCUUUGAUUUUGCAUCACACAUAUCUUAAUAAAGGUGCACUGUUGCAGUGUGUUUGUGAAAAUUUUUGCAAUGUGCUGUGAUGUAUAUUUCUAUGGAGACAGAACAUUAGUAAUUAAUCAAGUCGUGCUUUGUUUUGUAACAUUGAAAUCUUUGUUUUGCAUUUUCUUUCUUUGUGAGUUGUGAAUGAAAGUAUCUUUUCUAUUGACUCAUUAAGAUUCAAGUUCAGGAGAAACGGACAUAAUUUAUUAGCCCAUGUGGAAGUUGUUCUUAAAAUAAAAGGGGAAUACCUGUAAGUGACUUCAAGCUUUGUUCACUGUUGCCAGUUUUGCAAUCAGUAAUGGCUCUGCCGUGAUGCUUAUGAUGUUUGUGCAGUGGUAAACUUCACUCAUAGUGACCACUUGGGGUUUCAGACUUCUUGUGGCCCUCUUGAAGUCCAAAGAAAUCUCUCAUGCAGACCUCGAUAAAAGUUCUUGAGAUCUGUGAAGUAGCAUUCAAAGCAAUUGCACCUAAGUAAAAGUUUAUCUGCUUGUUCUUUUGUGCUAGCCUUAGCUGUAAUUGAAAGUCAUGGACAGCAGUGGCACACUGACGGGGGGGGGGGGGGGGUUCGGGGGUUGUAACCCCCCCCUGAGGCCGGCUUAACCCCCCCUUUUAACCCCAUUUCUUUCCUUGCGCAUUUGAGUACUACAACUAAGAUGUAAGACGUGCAAUCGUCUGCACACUCGCAAAAAGCGCAUUUUUUGACAAUUUUCCGUGAAGAAAUUGAAAUUAGUGCUGUUUAGAUGGUAUUGGCAAACUGUCAACACCCCCCCUGGCAGAGAUCCUGGGUGCACUACUGAUGGACAGUGCUUUUGAGCAGUCCAACAUUCUUUCAAUUCCUGGGUAAACUUUACACUUUUUGUGACCAUGUGCUAAUUUUCAUGGCAGGCAUUUCACAUGUAUGAGCUAUUAAGGUGCAUUUCUUUUGCAAACUGUUUGUUGGAUGUUGAAUUUGUGUGUGUAUGUCUUAGUAUCCUUUUUUUUUUCAUUUUUGCGUGGAGAACAGUCUAGGUUUGUGGUCAGUGGUUAGGUGCCAAAGGUUUUUAUGUUCACGCAGAUGCUAAGCACAGUUUGAGGGACAAGGGUAGUUAUACGCAUUUAUACAUAUAUAUAUAUAUAUUUAUAUUGUGUAUGCCCACGCAACUUGUCCACAUCGCUAAGAACAUUCAGGGUCAAUGUGGAAUCUCGAGCUGUUGUGUUUCAUGUGAUUAAACAUCAAACGAAAUCAAU
Molecule: messenger RNA, 10348 nt
Organism: Dermacentor silvarum
Lineage: Eukaryota; Metazoa; Arthropoda; Arachnida; Ixodida; Ixodidae
Product: brefeldin A-inhibited guanine nucleotide-exchange protein 3
Exons: 36
Coding region: 294-7640 (2448 amino acids)
Biological process (GO): regulation of ARF protein signal transduction
Molecular function (GO): guanyl-nucleotide exchange factor activity
Source: RefSeq, a predicted model, not a curated record